Messenger RNA from Pteropus alecto (black flying fox), 1807 nucleotides. RefSeq names its product SLAM family member 9 (gene SLAMF9). The transcript is spliced from 4 exons. The record is from RefSeq and is a predicted model, not a curated record. Lineage: Eukaryota; Metazoa; Chordata; Mammalia; Chiroptera; Pteropodidae. Gene Ontology annotation, cellular component: external side of plasma membrane. Gene Ontology annotation, biological process: T cell activation. Bases 109 to 975 code for a protein of 288 amino acids.
UAGAGGGCUGGAGAUAGGGUGAGAAUUAUUUCCCUCUCCUCAGUCAUUGAAUCUUGUAGCCUCCUGACAGUUUAUCUUCUUCACAGUCUGGAGCUCAGGGCUGCUGCCAUGGGGGCCCUUCUGUGGCUGCUCCUCCUCUUGCUGCUUCGGGAAGUCAAAGGGGAUUCGGGAGAUGGUGUGGAUUUCAAAGAAGUGGUUGCAGUACUUCAGGAGUCCAUCAGCCUUCCCCUGGAAAUACCAUCCUCUGAAGAGGUUGAGGACAUCAUUUGGUCUUCUCACAUAAUGCUUGCCAUUGUGGUGCCAGGGGAAGAGGGACAUCCAGCUACUAUCACGGUGACCAACUCUCACUACCAGGGUCGAGUGAGCUUCCUGGAUCCCAGUUACUCCCUGCACAUCAGCAACCUGAGCUGGGAGGACUCAGGGCCUUAUCAAGCUCAAGUUAACCUGAGGACAUCCCUAAUCUCCACCACACAGCAUUACAAUCUACGUAUCUACCGACGGCUGUCGGAACCACGCAUCACUGUGAACUCUGAGAUCUCUGAGGAAGGUUCCUGUAAUAUGUCCCUGACAUGCUCUGUAGAGAAGGCAGGCCUGGAUGUGACCUACAGCUGGAUGUCCCAGGAGGAUAGCAAUGACACAGCACAUGAAGGCUCUGUCCUCCACACAUUCUGGAGGCCUGGGGACAAUGCCCUCUCCUACACUUGCAGGGCCAGCAACCCCAUCAGCAACAUCAGUUCCCGUCUCAUCCCCGUUGGGACCUUCUGUGCAGAUCCUGGCUACCCUUUGGAGAAGGCCUCAGAUUCCUUCUGCCUCCUGACCAAGGUAUUGUUCCUUCUCCUGCUCCUGAUAACUCUGGCUGUGGGGCUGUGGCUCAUCCAAGGCCAGACAAGAUGCAAGACGCCAAGGAUGAAGAAACUCAGGAGAAACAGAAUGAGGCUGAGAAAAAAAGGGAAGCCUGGCCUGGGCCUGGCCUGACUACCCCUGGGGGGGUCCCUGUCCUGACCACUGUAUCUUUCCAGAGCCCAAGGAAUCCUCCCUCUCUUCCCCAUGCUCUACUUUUCCUGGGGCCGACGGUGGGUAUCCAAAGGGCCGUACUCUCACAGCGAAGAUUGUCUGGCAGUAAAAUUGAAUUAAGUGACCGCCAUUCUGGAGGAGCUGGGUGACUCUGGCCAACCUGUGUUCCUGCCUUUGCUUCUACUCCAGGUUUCCCCUUCUAAGGCCCCAUGCUUUCCCAUGCCUGCCUUUAGGGGUGGAAGUGAGUCUUCACAAUGUGGUGUUAGUGUGUUAUUAUUUACCAUCUAUCUCCUUCCCCACCAACACGUAAAACAUUUUACACUUUAAAUAAGAAAAGCGAGAGAUUUCUUCUAAUUUUACUAAAUCCGUGACUCCUCAAUGAGAGCAUUGCAGGAACUGAGAGCCCUACGUGGGUGUAUUGUUCCUGCUAAGAUUCUUCUGCUCUCACAGCUCUAUUUCCACCCUGGCAGAGGAGUUCACUUAACUACCCCCAUGCAACCCACCCCCAUCUAGAAGCUGUGCUGCCUGGGAGACAGGAAACCAUUAGUGCAGUUCUACUCUGGGUCUGAGUGAGCCCCGGACCUUUCAGUCAUCUCUUUGAUGCCAGGAGCUCUGGGUCUCUGGUGCCUACCACAGAGGGGUGAUAACUCAGCUGAAUCAAUAGCUAAGGUCUGGACCCUUGACCUCUGUUUGUGGUUGGUGUUACUGUCUUGUCGGUCCUUGCUCUGUAGAUUUCCAUGUCUCAGACCUCUCUGGACUCUUGUCCUCGUUAAUGCCCACCCCUUACACACUA